Molecule: messenger RNA, 716 nt
Organism: Strongylocentrotus purpuratus (purple sea urchin)
Lineage: Eukaryota; Metazoa; Echinodermata; Echinoidea; Camarodonta; Strongylocentrotidae
Gene: VAMP
Product: vesicle-associated membrane protein
Biological process (GO): vesicle-mediated transport; SNARE complex assembly; vesicle fusion
Cellular component (GO): SNARE complex; plasma membrane
Molecular function (GO): syntaxin binding; SNAP receptor activity
Source: RefSeq, marked validated
AUCUGUAUAUAAUUUGUAGGUGUGUGAAAACACCCCCAGAAAAUUCAUCAAAAUGGCUGCACCACCACCACCACAACCAGCGCCCUCCAACAAGAGGUUACAACAGACUCAAGCACAAGUAGAUGAGGUUGUGGAUAUUAUGAGAGUAAAUGUUGACAAAGUUCUUGAGCGAGAUCAGGCGCUAUCAGUCUUGGAUGACCGUGCAGAUGCCCUCCAGCAAGGAGCAUCACAGUUUGAGACGAAUGCUGGCAAACUCAAACGGAAGUACUGGUGGAAAAACUGCAAGAUGAUGAUCAUCCUAGCAAUUAUUAUCAUUGUCAUUUUAAUAAUCAUUAUCGUGUGGGCCACACAGGCUUAGAAGUCGCUAUCGUGCAAAGCCAAAAAAAGUAACACACACAGGGAACCAGCUUUAGCACCAUCAAAGGAAAAAAAAGGAAUAUCUCAACAAGUCAUCUUCCCCUGGCCGACUCGGACGCAUCUCCGCAAGGUCAAAGGUCACCCCGCUCAUUUGUCCCAGGUGAAAGGUCAUCAGCUGCACACUGAACCUUGAGAGGCAAAUAUCCUGUGAAUCGACCAUCUCUACAUUUCUGUAAACUUUUACGGGGAAAGUCUAUUUUUAAUAAGGUAACCGGUGUAUUUAAAAGGAAUGGUAGUUAUCCUUUAAGAUGUUAUGGGAAGGACUAAUCUUAAUCUCUCAUUUUAAGUUUGACUAAUCC